UGCUUCCCUGCCUGCUAGCGUUGCUGUACACACCGAAACAGUCAAGAUGGCCGAUCUGGACGCAGUAAAUCUCGGGCUAGAUGAAACGGAACGGGACAUUGCGGAAGCGCUGGAAAAUUCGUACGACACCCGUUCGGAAGCUUCCGGCGAUGGGGACGGUGAUGAUGCGAACGAACCCGACGCAGAUGAGGGUGGCGAUGCAUCGCAUCCAAGCAUCAGUUCGGUCAGCUCGGCCGAAUCAGACUCCGGCACUGAUUUAGAGGAGGAGGACAACGAGGACAAAGGUGUGGGCAGUAAAAAGAAAAAGGUGGACAGUAAAAUCACCCAGCAGGAAAAUGGAUCCGCCAAGGAUAAGCAAGGGGUAAAGAAAAAGGUGAAGAAAGUGACGACGACUCAAACGAAUGUUGAAGACGAGGAAGACGAAGAAGACGAAGUUGACAAUGAUGAUGAUGAUGAUGACGACGAGGAGCAAGAGGACGAUCCGAUGGAAGAGGAUGAGGAGGAAGAGGAAGAGGAGGACGAUGAUGAAGAGGAUGAAGACGAUGACGACGACCAGGAAGAGCGGCGUAAUAAUAAGCGUGUGAAGAAAACUAAAAACACAACCGGCAAGACAGCGGCAGCUAAGAAGAAGGUUGUUGCUAAGAAAGCCACCACCACCACCACAACCGCCAAACAGCCAGUGAAGAAGAAGGCCAAAACGACUGCAGCCUCUGUAAAAGAAGUCACGGCGGAAAAGACAGCGGCUGUUGAGAAGAAGAAAAAGAAGGCAGCCGGUGCGGUGCAAGAUGGUAAAAAGGUGACUGGUAAGAAGAAAGAAGAGAAGGAUUCUGCCGCCAGCAAUGGUCCCGAAGAUCAGGACGAUGCGGUCAAUAAUAGUACCAAUAAUGAGAAUGACACGAGUACCAGCAGUAGCAGCAGUAGUAGCAGUAGCAGUAGCAGCAGUGACGGUGGCAGCAAGAAGGACGAUCGCAAGUCCCGUAGCCGCAGCCCGGCUUCCGGUGCACCGGAAGCAAAGCGCACCCGCACGAAAGCUGCCACCGGCAAUGCAUCUGGUACGAAAAACACGGUCAAAUCGUACGACUACGUGACGAAAAUUAACUAUCUGUUUCGCGAGGCACGCUUCUUUCUGAUCAAAUCGAACAACCACGAGAAUGUGGCACUGUCCAAAGGGAAGGGCGUGUGGUCAACGUUGCCACCGAACGAAGCGAACUUGAACCAAGCGUUCCGGGAAAGCCGCAAUGUAAUAAUGCUGUUUUCGGUGAAGGAAAGUGGCAAGUUUGCGGGUUUCGCACGGAUGGGUGCGGAAGCGAGGCGUGAUCUACCGGCCGUCGACUGGGUGCUGCCACCGGGCAUGUCGGCCAAAGCGCUCGGUGGGGUGAUCAAGAUAGAUUGGGUUUGCAAGAAGGAGCUACCGUUCACGAGCACCUCGCAUCUGUACAAUGCCUGGAAUGAUGAUAAACCGGUCAAGAUUGGCCGGGAUGGGCAGGAGAUCGAGCCGAAGGUUGCGGAAGAGCUGUGCCGACUGUUUACGGAGGACACGAGCAUCGACAUGACGCCGAUACUGAAGAAAUCGAAGGAAGCAUCCAAGCUGAUGAAGGAAAAGGCGGCCUCGAAAUCGUUCCGCAGUCGGCCACCGAACUUUGGACGGCCCACCUCAUCCUCGCUAAGAAGCCGCAGUAGUGGAGGAAAUGGUGGAGGUGGUGGCAUAGGACCGAUACGGCGCGGUGGAAGACGUAUGUACCCGGGCCCGAAGGGUGGACGGGAUGGUGUCGGUGGGAGUCGUUCGCACGCUACUAGCUCGAUGUUUGCCCCAUACAGGAAGGAUCGGCACGGUGGAGGAGGAAGUGGAGGUAUGGGUGGAGGUGGAGGAAGUCGACACGGUGGACAUGGAAUGGGCGGUCCACGGAUGGGUAUGGGCGGUGGAAAUGGUGGCGAUGGAGGAGGAGAUCGUGGUGGUGGGGGUGGUGGACUUUCGCGUUCUGCUUCCCUCGGAGCGAUGCAUCAUGCGGCCCACCACCAUCGUUGGGCGGAUGGGUACAGUUCGACGGCUGCAGCCGAGGCGUACGUUGCCGACUAUAUGCGCAACAUGCAGAAUCAGCUGCCACCGAUGCCGUACGCACCACCGCCGGGUUUCCCGGGCAUGCCGAUGCCGUACGACAGUUUGCCACCACCGCCCCGAUACUACGAGGGUUUGCCGAUACCGGAAUAUCCGAUGCCACCCGGUUCCAUACCCGGCAGUGUAACUGGUGCCGGUGGGAUGCCACCACCGCGGAGUCAUGCGGCUGCUGCUGCGGCGGCUGCCGCUGCAAUGUACGACAAGCGAGCGUACGAACAGUCGAUGGAGGAGUUUAUGUGGAAACCGAUCAACAGCAUGAGCACCGGCAGUGCUGGUAGUGGUGGGGGAGGUGGUGGAGCGGGUGGCGCUGGUGGCAAUGGGGGAAGUCAGGGUGGUGGUGGAGGUUUGAGCAGCGCGGUCGGCGGGUUGGUUGGCGGCAUACCGACGAUGAAGGGACCGCCACCGGUUCUACCCUCCCAUGGGUACCACGUGCCUCCGCCAAUGAUUCCACCGAUGCAUCACCAUCACAUGCACCGUAAGAAUGAUCGCGGCGAUGGCGGUGUCGGAAACUCGUCCGACCGAGGACAGCAGCGGGGCGGUGACCGGGAUCGUUCUAAUCAUCGCAGUGAUCGGAACCAGCAUCGCGGUGGCGGUGGAGGUGGUGGUAUCGGAGGAGGUGGCCGUGGGUAUAAUAAUCGUGAUAGGCGAUGAUUCGAAGCUUCACCGUAUCACCAGUAUUCCCCAUCCGAUUGGCUUUAGUAUUAGGAAGGAGGAAUCGAAUCGAAAAUCCGUUACUGCACCA
This is a messenger RNA of Anopheles maculipalpis, 2858 nucleotides long. RefSeq names its product YTH domain-containing protein 1 (gene Ythdc1). Gene Ontology annotation, cellular component: nucleoplasm. Gene Ontology annotation, biological process: regulation of alternative mRNA splicing, via spliceosome; mRNA splicing, via spliceosome. Gene Ontology annotation, molecular function: mRNA binding; N6-methyladenosine-containing RNA reader activity. The transcript has 2 exons. NCBI's taxonomy places the organism in Eukaryota, Metazoa, Arthropoda, Insecta, Diptera, Culicidae. The record is from RefSeq and is a predicted model, not a curated record. The coding region runs from base 47 to 2767 and encodes 906 amino acids.